Molecule: messenger RNA, 1260 nt
Organism: Rhodamnia argentea
Lineage: Eukaryota; Viridiplantae; Streptophyta; Magnoliopsida; Myrtales; Myrtaceae
Product: oxygen-evolving enhancer protein 1, chloroplastic
Exons: 2
Coding region: 119-1117 (332 amino acids)
Biological process (GO): photosystem II stabilization; photosystem II assembly
Cellular component (GO): photosystem II oxygen evolving complex
Molecular function (GO): oxygen evolving activity
Source: RefSeq, a predicted model, not a curated record
UCAUCUUCAAAGUUCGUUUAUUUCCGAACACCUUUCCUUCUUCUCCCACAAACUCCGCAGUGAGUGCGAGAGUAGAGCAACAGUAGGGGAGAGAAAAAAGCACAAGGACAGAAGAAAAAUGGCAGCUUCACUACAGGCAGCAGCUACUCUCAUGCAGCCCACCAAGGUGGGGAGGAGCAGCUUGCAACUCAGGUCAUCACAGAACGUAUCCAAGGCGUUUGGGCUGGAAUGCGGUGGUGUUGGCGGCUCUAGGGUCACCUGCUCUCUCCAGGCUGAUCUCAAGGACUUGGCCCAGAAGUGCGUCAACGCCACCAAGAUCGCCAGCUUCGCCCUCGCUACUUCGGCCCUCGUGGUCUCGGGAGCCAGUGCAGAGGGAGCCCCCAAGAGACUGACCUAUGAUGAGAUCCAGAGUAAGACCUACAUGGAAGUCAAGGGGACCGGUACGGCCAACCAGUGCCCCAUCAUCGACGGCGGGGUUGAAUCAUUCGCCUUCAAGCCCGGCAAGUACAAUGCCAAGAAGUUGUGCCUCGAGCCAACCUCCUUCACCGUGAAGGCCGAGGGCGUGAACAAAAACUCUCCCCCAGAGUUCCAGAACACCAAGCUCAUGACCCGCCUCACCUACACCCUCGACGAGAUCGAGGGCCCCUUUGAGGUCUCCCCCGACGGCACCAUCAAGUUUGUGGAGAAGGACGGGAUCGACUAUGCUGCCGUCACCGUGCAGCUCCCAGGGGGCGAGCGCGUGCCCUUCCUCUUCACGAUCAAGCAGCUCGUGGCCUCUGGGAAACCCGAGAGCUUCAGCGGGGAGUUCCUUGUGCCCUCCUACCGUGGCUCGUCGUUCCUUGACCCCAAGGGCCGUGGUGGUUCCACCGGGUACGACAAUGCUGUGGCUCUGCCCGCCGGAGGGAGAGGAGACGAGGAGGACUUGACCAAGGAGAACAUCAAGAACGUCUCGUCUUCGACCGGGAAGAUCACGCUGAGCGUGACCAAGAGCAAGCCCGAGACAGGGGAGGUGAUUGGCGUGUUUGAGAGUGUCCAGCCAUCGGAUACCGAUUUGGGAGCUAAGGUUCCUAAGGAAGUGAAGAUCCAGGGCAUCUGGUAUGCUCAGCUCGAGCCAUAGAACGGCUUUGAUUGUCAUCCUUUGAAUGAAUGUAUCUUUUAUGGGUUCAGAUUUUGCUAAGAAGUCGCGAGCUGCAGAGACUAUCAUCUUGUUUGUAUAUUAACUUUUUUUUUUCCCAUUAAGAACAUCAUUCUAAAUUUCAA